Porites lobata is the source of this 5416-nucleotide messenger RNA. NCBI's taxonomy places the organism in Eukaryota, Metazoa, Cnidaria, Anthozoa, Scleractinia, Poritidae. The record is from the annotation of a GenBank genome assembly.
AUGGCGGGAGAGACUUCGAGAUCUGGAGAGUGAGAUAUACCACAGAUUUGUCGACCAUACAAGUAAACAGGUAAAAAAGCUAAUAGAUCAUCCUCUUUUGCAAUCUCUUUUGUGCACAGGAAUCAGUCCUUAUGUGAGUCUCAGUUGUGAAUUCUUCAACCAGGCACUAAAACGAUCAAAAUCCUACAAUGUGUGGCUGAAAACGGAUACUUUUGAGACACUUAAAACGUUGAACAAAUAGGUUAUAAGAACCUAAAAACUGUUUUUUGUUGUUUUGAAUCUUAUUUAAGUCCUGGUUUCGUUUCUUUCAGUUUUCCACCUUCUUUGAAAGAAAUCAUUACUUCACCGGUGUCAACAUCAGCAACUUCAGGUUUAGUACCAUAUCUGCAUUCUUACAUGAUUGACUCAUUCUUAUGGAAGAGUUUUAGGUUUUCAUUUAACUUUGAAAUAAGCUGUAAAUAAGCUUCACUUCAUGGAGAAAGAAAACUUUUCUAAAGCGACAGUGUUCAUGCAAUUUUCCCGCUUGAGUUGGACGCCAGGUUGCCCAGAUUCCCGCUAAGAAAAUACUCCCCUAGCACUGAGUCGGGCUUACUCCGGAACUCCCCUCCCCCUGCUCUGCUCGUACGCUGAUGUGCAUCGAUAGGUUUCCAUUUUCUAUAGCUUCCGCCGCAAAAAAAAAACAACAACAGCAACAAAAGUCAAUUUCUUUUCACUCCAUUAAGACAAUCGGUUUUUUCAAUGUUUAUGCAAUGCCUGAAAGACACCCCUUGAAGAUUAUUCUUAAUUCAAAGUACAUGAAUGAAUACUGGUAAAUAAAUAAGACGACCUGUGUUCCUCUCUUAGUGCCGGAAGUGUUGUAGUCAAUCUAGAGCUGUCAUUUAGCCAGCUAUCUUAUGAGGACAUUCUACGGCUGGAGGAGGCACUGAAAAUCAACAAAUCGCUAGGAAAUGUGGCGAUGGAAUCGUUAGAAACAAGCUUUGUUAACGGUAUUGUGUGAAAGACGUCUCACAUUGUUACUCGAUGAAUGAAAAUAUGCUAACACAUCUCUUGACAAAGUGGCUCGAGAGGUACUCUGCGAGCAGAGGCUACAUUUUCUUGCCUCUGCUCGUAGGGUACUCGAGAGGAGGCCCGUACCUAAGAUCUCAUCCACCCUAAUCCGUUUUCAAAGCCAUCUGUUGUCUUUUUUUCAAUAUCCACACAAGCGCCUUUGUUUCUUUCACCAUGUAUUUUCCUAUAUUUUAGCUUGUAAACGCAGCAGGUCAUGAUCACGGACUUGUGUGAAUGUGAAGGGUAUCAGUCUUGUAAGGUUCCAUUCUUAGACCAAGCGAACCAAAUUAAUCAUCACUCUCUGUAGGUUAAGAUUCAAAUUUAGGAAGAGUUUUACCGCAGGCUCGUACCCAGCCGCUUCUCUGUGUUCACGCUAUGAUUAACGGGAAGGGUUUAGCAGAGAGCCUUUGCGUGUGUCAAUUUUUCUUUCCACAUUCCUGUAAGUAACGACUAGGAACGAGUCCUCUUUUAGCUCACCUGUUUUACACUGGUUGCAAAAACAAAGCCGUAUUAGUCUGGAUGGAGGGUACCACCAAAGAAGUACUUGGAUUGAAUCUAUAUGGACUUAAACAUAUUCGAAAUGUUGAUUGAGUUUGCAUCCCUUAUGGGGUAAAGGACAGAAAAAAAAAACUUGAAAGAAUGUGCAGACGGGAAGGGGAAAGAGGAGAUAGGGGCGUCCUUUAGCCUCCCCCUGCUGUCCCCCUCCUACUUUAAGUUAAUAGUUUGUUGGGGUGCAGCUUUAAACUCUAAUAGAAAAAUCUAUUAACAUGGUGUUAUGUGUUACAGUGCCGAACAAAUCUCCUCAAUUAAUCAGUGCGCAUGCUCGCGAUAACUCGUCAAUAAAUGUAACAUGGACUGGACUCAGGGAGGAAGACUUCCAAGGUGCUUCUCAGGGAUACAAGGUUUUAUACAAGAAAACAGGCAGCGCUGUAAACUAUGAUGUUCUAACAGAAUAUGGUCCCAGCUACACUACCGUGAUCCAGAACCUACUGCCAAGAACAUGGUACACCAUACGAGUCCUGGCUUUUAACGUUCAUGGCGAUGGUGUACCGAGUGAACCAGUAAACGUCACAACAGCAGGUAAAUGGUGUGAGCUCAGAAACCUGCCUGGGCGUUUUUGCUGGAAGGGAGACUAUAUACGACACAAUACAUCUGAUGAGUGUAGACUGAAGAAAAAAAAAGAACUUGGGCGGUUAAAUAGAACGUUUUCGCUCACUUGGCCGACAUCUACACAUAAUUGUACGAAAAAAAAAAAAAAAAAAGAAAAAGUUUAAAAACGAAAAGAAUUCAACUCCCGUGGGAUUAGCUUGCAAACAUGGCCGCUGUUACAUUGUUUUGGAACACCAACAUGGCCGUCGUUACGUCAUGUGAAAUUGAAACAGUUAAAGGAAAUAAGUUUCUGUAGCAUUACACAUUACAUUUUCAACUCUUUUUCACUCUUAAAACUAAAGACGGCAUUCAAGGCACAACACAACAAUUCAAUCCCCUGUUUUAACCAGUCUUAGUUUUCUCCCUUGCUUUUAUAAUUGACGACUUUAACUGUGGAAUCCUGCACUUUGUUCAGUAGUAAACCACCUGAAUGUUACUGGCCACAAUUUAACUUGGAGUAAAAUACAAGUGUACUGGAACCCAGUCCCAGUGGAGAUUCAAGGCUACAAUGUGAGGUACUGGGCCCAGAAGAACGGCGAAGAGUCUGCAAGUAUCAGGAACACAUCAAAGACUGUUCACAGUCUAUCGAUUGAUUCGUUAGAGCCCUUUACGGUUUAUGUUGUGGAAGUGAAAGCCUUGCUGAUUGGGCAAGACAACAUUAAAGGUCAAACACGAGUUUCUACAGAUGAGCAUGGUAAGAACGCGGGAUACAGUUAAAACGCGGCUUAUUAGGGGAGAGAAUUACAUGAACCGGGCUGACUCGAUUUGUCACCUUUUUGACUACAUGACAACCGAGCCAGCCUAGUUAGCCGGGAUCCUUGUAUCAUGAUGCCAAGAUCCCAGCUAACCGGUAGGCAUUCCCAGAGGAUUGCCCCUCCUCCAAUUUUUGUUUGAACUUCUGUUAAAAUUUCAUAGUAAACCCCAGUAACUAAUUUUGGACUCAAAUUUGGAUACAGAUAUUAAAUAAACAUAUAAAUAAUAUACAUAAACAUAUAGCUGUUUUGACAAAAAUCAUUCGGGAGAGACUAAACUGCGCGGAGAAUAUCGAUGAUAACGUAAACAUUUGCUACAUUCAUUUUUCAUUUGUAGUUCCAUGGGCGCCUCCUACGAUAACAUCAGUAUUUAACACAAGCUCCACGUGUAUAUUAAUACAAUGGAGGCCGAUACCUGAUGACCUUGCAAAUGGAAUCCUUUUAGGAUACAAAGUCCUCUACCAGGCAUUUCUUCUAGGUUCUUCUCAAAAUUUCACAUGGACCAACGCUUCUACGACUUCUGUUGAACUACAGGGACUAGAAAAGUUCACGCUUUACCUUGUUGGGGUGUCUGGAUACACAAGGAAAGGCGCGGGAGGGUUUAAGUUAACCCAUCUCAGCACAGGAGAAGAUGGUAAACUCAAUGUUACCUUGGUUUCUACAGUCAAAACCUUAAUGUACGACAAACGACACUGAACCUCCCCUCCCAUCUAUCCAAACACCAAAGACAUUUCAAGAGUAAGACGAUCGUUGAAACCACUCAAAAAUGACCACCCUUCGUUAACCCUUUUAAGUCCCAAUAGUGGCCAACAACAAUUUUCUCCUAACGUUAUCCAUACAUUCUCAAGAGAUAAGUUAUGAAAAUUAACAAAAUGAUCAGCAAAGAGAAAAUGCUUUGAUCUGUUAUCAAAUUCUGUCAACUAAUUUUUCAAGGAAAUAUAUAGAGAUCAGUUUGGAGAAUUUGUAUGUGGAUACUGAAGCUAAAGGAUCAAGUGUCCGCGACCUCGUUUAGGGAGACAGUUUCAGGAUUCCAUUGUUUUGAUUAACGCUUGUAUGGUCUGAUCUCAAUUUUUAUGGUACGGUACUACGCAACUCAGAGCACAAGAGGGACUUAAAGUAAGCUUAUGGCAAUAAAUUAUCAAACCUCCAAGUAGGAGACCCUGUGGUGGAUCUCCUCUCAAAUGAAUCAUUUACAUUUUGGGUGGUCGCUGACGGGAGUUUUGACUGUAUUGUACAGCGCAAUAUCCGGACCUUCAGAUAAUGGGGGAGGGAGGGAUCAUGGGAUCUAUUGUUCUUGCAAAUAUUUUACUCUUAAAAGAGUCAAAUCACAGUAACUAGCACACAAUGGUCUUAACUGGAUAAAUUCUACAUUAAAGCAAAAUCAAAUAUAUAAUUACGGUAGCGAUAAACCUACAAUUAUUUUCGUUCCUAGCUCCAAGCCGCCCUCCAAACAACGUGACUGUCCAGUCAAACGGCACUGGUUUGAUUAACGUAGCUUGGAAACCAGUUGACGAAAAGUUUCUUCAUGGGAUUUUGCGAGGCUACAAAGUUCGCUACUGGGAGCAUGCGCAAGCAGCCUUUACCAAUUGGACUGUGAAAACUAUUACCCACAAUACACUAAGAACUGAGCUAGUUAAUUUAAAACCUGGCACGAUGUAUGGAGUGCAAGUGUCUGCGUUUACCAUCAAAGAUGGCGUUUGGAGUGAAACCGUGAUGGCGAAGACACAACUGGGACGUAAGUUUAAUUUGCGAAAUAACGUUUUGUGCUUUGAAAAACCACGCAUGAAUGGUAACAUAACUUAGAAAAAACACAGACACACACACACUGGCAGGAAAGUGCAACAAACAAAAUAUAUUCAUUGCCCGACAAGAUUCGAACAUAUAAGCCCCCAGUGACAUGACUUGUGAAGGGCACGUCAUAUACAGGGUUCAUGUGUUUUGAUCCGCAAUGCGGAAAGUGCACUUUAUAGAGAUAAUAAAAGAUGGCAAAUUUUAAGCGCGAUAGUGCAUAAGAGAGGUGUACUAAUCGUCGGCAGGUUACAAGCACAGGACAAAAAAAUUAGAGGUGCUCUGUUUUUCAGUUAACUAGUAUAUACCUUAAUUUACUGGUAAAAUUUAUACGUUUAUUGCAGUAGGUUUGCUAGUAAGUUCUAAAGUGCGUCCCUCUGAUGCAGUGUUACUGAUUUCCUCUAGAUCUCCGUCACCCACAAAACGUAACAGCCCAGUCAAUCAGUCCCACCUCUGUGUUAGUAAGUUGGAGUCCAGCCUUAACAGCGUCCGUGAAUAUGAGCCUACAGUACGUUGUCCAGUGGGAACAGAUUGCAAAUGGAGUGAAAAAGAACAUCACUGUAAGCGACAGUCCACACACUAUCGAGGGACUGAAUGCACUAACUAAUUACACAGUAUGUGUGGCUACAGAGUAUCAAGGAGUUAUCACAGAAUGCAGUGAUGAGGUUUUUGUGCAGACU